Plodia interpunctella (Indianmeal moth) is the source of this 1150-nucleotide messenger RNA. RefSeq lists its product as uncharacterized. Bases 128 to 1099 code for a protein of 323 amino acids. Gene Ontology annotation, cellular component: nuclear periphery; nucleolus; preribosome, large subunit precursor. The transcript has 5 exons. Lineage: Eukaryota; Metazoa; Arthropoda; Insecta; Lepidoptera; Pyralidae. Gene Ontology annotation, biological process: ribosomal large subunit biogenesis; rRNA processing. The record is from RefSeq and is a predicted model, not a curated record.
AAGUAAAAAAAUGACAAAACUCAAUUGUCAUUUCCACGUUUAUUGUUAGGUUAUGUAUGUCGUAUUGCCGAAUUUGUGUUAAUUUGUUGCCCAUUAUUAUUACUAGUGAUAAGUCGAUCUAUCUAAAAUGACAGACUUUAUAUUAAAUGACAGUGAUACUGAAGCAGAUUCAGACGAGGAGCUCCAGGAAGCUUUUGCCAAGGGUUUACUGAAGCCAGGUCUAAAUGAAGAAAUUGAGAGGGUUGAAAAGGCAUACGUUAAUAAUGUUCCGGAUUUAAAAGCAAAGUUAAAAGAAUUCAAACUGAAAUUGCCAUGGGUUGAGACAUUGGAUUUGGUGACAAGUGUCGCACCUAUGGCCCCGGACGUGGCCUUACAAAUGCAAGAUACUGCUCAGAGAAGAAAAAAUAUAAAGGAGAAUAGUAAAGGUAGCAGGGAAUAUGACCCUGCACAGGACCCUGUGUUGAACGAGUUUAAACGAGAGAACCUGAUUCAUAGACAAGCUCAAGCUGCAGUUUUAGAAGGCAUCAAGAAGCUAAAGGAACUCGGGGUCCCUACUAGAAGGCCUGAUGAUUUCUUUGCUGAGAUGGCAAAAACUGAUGAGCAUAUGCAGAAGGUCCGCAAGAAUUUGAUGGCAAAACAAGCUGCUCAAGCUCGCACUGAGAAAGUUCGCCAGUUGAGAGAACAAAAGAAGAUUGCUAAGCGUGUACAGAUUGAUGCAAAACUCAAACAGGCUGCGGAGAAAAGAGAUAUGCUAGAACAAUUGAAGAGAGUACGGAAAGGAAAAUCAACAGAUUUAGACUUUUUAGAUGAUAAUAAUAAAGGUAGCAAUAAAAAUAAAGGCAUCGAAAACAAAGUUAACAAAAGAAGAGCCAUGAAAGACAAGAAAUUUGGCUUUGGAGGGAAAAAGAAGGGUUCAAAACUGAAUACGAGAGAAUCAUCUAAUCAAAUGGAUGGCUUUAAUAGCUCUGCUAAAAAGAGACCUUUUGACUUUAAAAAUAAAUCCUUCAAACCUAAUAAUAAAAAUAAGUCCUUCAAACCUAACAAUAAGAAGAAGAAUCAGAGACCAGGAAAGUCUAAGAGAAAGAAUGCUAAAAGAUAAAGAAUUUUACUUCUAAGAAUUGAUUUUGUAAUAAAUUUGUGCCUAUUGCAA